UUUACUAGUUGAUCAAGGAAAGUAUGGACGGAACUUGUCGCACCCUCACCGUUUUCCUCAUACUUGCUCUCUGCGCCAGCACGGUUUACCCCUGUCGGUGUAACUGCAAUGAUGUGUGUAUCUGCGAUUGUGAAUUCCCGGCACCAACUAAUGGCUGCAAAGCUGAUUUUUCACUGCGAGGCGCUGUUCUGACGGAAAAAGUUGUGACGGUGAAAGGCCUUCUGAAAAGAGAGUACAUUAUCGAUGUUCUUCAAUAUUAUAAGAAACCAAAGGGGGUAAGACACCAGGUGAGACUUAUUACACCUCUACACACGGCGUCUUGUGGGGUGCCUCUUAAACUUGGCGAAAUCUACGUCCUCUCUGGAAAACUGACCGGCAAACUCUUCCAAACAGACCAGUGUCAAUAUAAUCGGCUUUAUAGUUCAGUUCCAAUUUUCCAAAGGGAACACCUCUUUUGUUAGACUUGUUAGGAAACUAUAUAAUGCUGUGAAAUAUAUAAUGUUGAAUAUCUAUUUACUUUUUAUCUUCUUCUAUUAAACUGACUAAUUGGGUCUUUAACGUACCUGCUUGUUUGUAUUUGAAACAUGUCAUGCAUUUUGUGUGAAGAAAUAAGCAUUUUGAAAAUAAAUCUAU
This is a messenger RNA of Magallana angulata, 633 nucleotides long. RefSeq lists its product as uncharacterized. Bases 24 to 461 code for a protein of 145 amino acids. Gene Ontology annotation, molecular function: protease binding; metalloendopeptidase inhibitor activity. Gene Ontology annotation, cellular component: extracellular matrix. The record is from RefSeq and is a predicted model, not a curated record. NCBI's taxonomy places the organism in Eukaryota, Metazoa, Mollusca, Bivalvia, Ostreida, Ostreidae. The transcript is spliced from 4 exons. Gene Ontology annotation, biological process: negative regulation of membrane protein ectodomain proteolysis; negative regulation of endopeptidase activity.